AUGAUUUCACAAACGGCAGACCGGGAGGAGACCAUCAGCAAGAAGCUGCUGACCUUCUGCGUGCUUUCGGCUGCGUGCACUCUCUUCCUUUUGUUUGGAACCCCGCUUCCUCCAGACGCCGUCAGCGAUGGACCGGCAACCCACAAGCCUACAUACCGCGGUCGAUACGCCAUCAUCACAUUUCUAGCUUCACACGAUGACGGAACACACCCCGUUGGGGAUGAGCAAGACCCAUACUUUGCGAGCGCGCGGACCCUCGUGUAUCAGCUACUUCACUCGCCCAACACCAAGCUACGAUACAAAAUCCCCGUCAUCGUAGCUGUCACACCCGACGUUCGCGAGAGCAAACGCCGGAGACUGAGAGCUGAUGGAGCCACCGUCAUCGAGACCCAGUAUAUGGCACAAAACGCGGCCGCGUCUAAUGACACCUGGACCGAGACGGCAACCAAGCUGCGCCUCUUCGAUCCCACCAUCAUACCCUACGAGAAGGUCCUGUUUAUGGAGGCCGACAUGGUUCUGACCCGACCCAUCCAUGACAUCUUCGGGGAUCUGAAUACAGAGCCCAUUCUAGUCAACGACACAACCAAGGCCAGCGCAGAGCUGGGGACCAUCCCAGAGAGAUACCUCAUGGCUGCAUCUCCCGAAUCGCUUCAAAGAGACCAUGCAUACCCGUUCCUGGAUCCCGACCAAACAGUAAAAUACUUCAACAGCGGCUUGUUUAUGUAUUCACCUACAACAGAGGUCUUCCAAUACUACAAGAGCCUUCUGAGCCAACCUGAACUCUACGACACCGGUGCUCCGGACCAGGACCUCAUCAACUAUGCUCACCGUUGGGGAGGACCUAUGCCAUGGAAACGACUGCAUGCGUCGUGGUAUAUCAACUGGCCCAACAAUAAUGAUUUGGCGGGGGACAUGGCCUUGUUGCACUAUAAGUGGUGGGCGCAGGAGACGUCUUCCAAUAAAUUGGUGGAAAGAUUUGCUCGUGCGUGUCGGUGGGAGAUGGAGGGAUAUUGGAUAGGGAGGAAUGCCUAG
Messenger RNA from Penicillium cinerascens, 1032 nucleotides. RefSeq lists its product as uncharacterized. Bases 1 to 1032 code for a protein of 343 amino acids. The transcript has a single exon. The record is from RefSeq and is a predicted model, not a curated record. Gene Ontology annotation, biological process: protein N-linked glycosylation. Gene Ontology annotation, molecular function: glycosyltransferase activity. Lineage: Eukaryota; Fungi; Ascomycota; Eurotiomycetes; Eurotiales; Aspergillaceae.